Molecule: messenger RNA, 1007 nt
Organism: Linum tenue
Lineage: Eukaryota; Viridiplantae; Streptophyta; Magnoliopsida; Malpighiales; Linaceae
Source: the annotation of a GenBank genome assembly
UUUCUUUUCAUCAUCCAAGAAAGAAAGAAAUGUCAUCUACGACGACACUGAGCCAGUUGUUUGAUCUUCCAGCAGGGGAGCAGAUCUGCUAUGUCCAGUGUGGAUUCUGCACCACCAUUUUGCUGGUGAGCGUGCCAUGCAGCAGCUUGUCGAUGGUGGUAACGGUGAGAUGUGGGCAGUGCACCAGCCUGCUGUCUGUGAACAUGCUGAAAGCCUCUUUUCUUCCCUUCCAUCUCUUAGCUGCCUCUCUGACGAAGCAGCAACAAGAAGAAGAAGAAGAAGAAGAAGAAGCCGCUGUUCAUCAUCUCAACCGCAUCAUCAACAAACCUCCAGAGAAAAGGCAGAGGGCUCCAUCGGCUUACAAUCGCUUCAUCAAAGAGGAGAUCAAGAGGCUGAAAGCUGAUAACCCCAAAAUGCCUCACAAGGAAGCUUUCAGUAUGGCUGCCAAGAAUUGGGCUCACUUCCCACCAGCCCAUUACGACGACAACGAGGUCGGGUUUAAUAAGCAGCAGCUGCAAGAAGGAGGGAGAUCAUAAUCGAGAUCCACAAACACCUAAUUGUUGGAACAAAUUUGGUCAGCCUGAAGAGCUGAUUUUCAGGUGAGCAUACAAUAUGGCAAAAAUAUCAAAGGAAAAGCUUCAAAUUAAGCUUGGGGCAUAUUAAUUAAUACUGUUCUGUUCCAAUUGGUGCAAUGUGAAAGACACUCUUGUUCUUGUAGUAAUGAUUUUAAUGAAAUACCUACACCUUCCUCUCUCUCUAUCGUAUAAUAAUAAGCAGCUAUAUAUAGCAAGUAAAGGGCUUUUCUAACUUUUUUUUAGGGUUAGGGUUUGGUGUCAAAUCUCAUGUCAAAUUGUGGCAUAUAUAGAUGCCCUUGGGAAUUGAGGCAUUUUGAGCUGCGCGCACACUCAUUCACUCACUCACUCAACUUUCUAUCAUCACUACUCUUUCUUGGGAAGCCUACGAUUCAGCUUCACCAUGUUUCCAAUGUAUCUACCUAGCUAUAGUUU